Molecule: messenger RNA, 2284 nt
Organism: Solenopsis invicta (red fire ant)
Lineage: Eukaryota; Metazoa; Arthropoda; Insecta; Hymenoptera; Formicidae
Exons: 3
Coding region: 7-747 (246 amino acids)
Molecular function (GO): DNA binding
Source: RefSeq, a predicted model, not a curated record
UGGACAAUGCAAAGUACUUGUCAUUUGAGUAUAAUAACCUCAAAAUUGUUAAAAAUAUUGAAAAUUAAAAAGAUGUCAACUCCUGGAAUCUUAGAUGGAGAAUUAUUUAGAAUAAUUCCCGAUUCUCAGAAUAGAAAGGAAAACUCGACGCAAGUAAUUGCCGAAUGUGUGUCAUGUGGAAACAAAUACAGUGGUGCACUAAAUGCAACCGGAAAUUUUUAUACGCAUAUUAAGAGAAAACAUUUAUCAUUAUUAAAAAAAGCAUUAGAAAAGAAAGAAGCAAAAUACAAAAAUGCAUCUUCAUGUGAAACAUCCAAUCCAAAACCACUAAUACCAGCAAAGCAACCAAAACUGAUGAAUACGAAUAUGUUAGUGAGAAACACUGUCUCAAAAGAACAGGUCAUUAAACUUGUGUUAUCGUACAUAAUCAAUGAAAUGAGACCACUUGCAAUCGUUGAGAAACCAUCAUUCAGAAAUCUUAUAUCUGGUAUAUCAAACGUUGAGCUACCAACACGGAAAACUUUGAAGAAAAAAAUCGAAGAACAAUUUGAAUCGACGAUUGCUGAAAUAAAGAUUCGAGUUUCCAAAACUCAGUUUGUUUGCACUACUGCAGACAUUUGGAGUUGUACACCCAAGGACUUUGAUUCUGUCCAUGGGGAAAUUUUCCAAACUGAGAAGUCACCACUUUCUACAUACUCGCAGUUCAUGGUUAAUGAAAUGACUAGAGCUUAUUGGUCGUUACGUUAAUCAUGAACUGUAAGUAUGUAGAAAAAUAGCGACUUCUUAGUUUGGAAAAUUUCCCCAUGGACAGAAUCAAAGUCCUUGGGUGUACAAAUCGAAGUUUCAUGGAAAUUACUUGUCACUACCUUGAUGAUAAAUUAAAAAGAAAUUCGUGUGUUCUGGCAUGUCGCCGUAUGAAAUUUGCUCACACGUACAUUGAAAUAGCAAAAAUGCUAAGUAAUGUUCAUCAACAAUUUGGAUUAUCUGUCGAUAAGAUUGUAGGAACAGUCACGGAUAAUGCUACAAAUUUUGGAAAAGCAUUUCGUAUUUUUUCACUUGAUAAAAACGAAAUUGAAGAGGAGCCAGAAUAUUUGCAAAACGAAGAUAACAUUGUUAUACAUGAAUUUGAACUUCCAAAUAAUUUUGAUGAUGACUUCGAAGAUUUUUCUUUGCCAACACAAUACAAAUGUAUGUCACACACAUUGAAUUUAAUUGCAACAACAGAUUUACGUAUAGCCCUAUCUAAUAUCAAAUACAAGAAAUUAUAUAAUUCUUCAUUUUCUAAAGCAAAUACACUGUGGAAUACAAUACAUAGAUCAACGAAGGCUGCAGAUAUUAUUGAAGAAAUUGCACAUACUAAACUACUAGUUCCUUGUCCCACUCGUUGGAAUUCAAGUUAUGAUGCAGUUGUAAAUUACUAUCGAUUAAAAAUCACUUAAACGAAAUUUGCGACCGUUUAGAUAAGCCAAAGUUCAAAAUGAUCGAGAUUGAGUUUCUUGAAGAAUAUGCCUUGGUAAUGAAGAGUUUAGCAUGCACGAUUGAUUUGCUACAGGGAGAAAACUAUUGUUAUUUAGGAUACGUUUUGCCAGCUUUGCUGCAACUUAAAAUUAAUUUGCAGACUCUUCACGAAUUACCUAAUUGCGAACCUUUGAGGAAUGCUCUAAUAGAUGGCAUUAAUAAAAGAUUCAGUAAUAGUGUAUUAAAUUUUGACAGUACAUGUAGCAAACCUUACAUUAUUUCAUCCGUGACUGUUCCUAAACUUAAGUUAAAAUGGCUAAACUUGAUACCAGAAGCAGCGAUUUUUUCAAAAACGAUUCUAGAUCACGAAUAUUGCAAAAACUUGCUUAUUACAGAAGCAAAAAAAUGUGCGUUGUUAAAAAAUGAGACCACAAUAUCUUCUGAUGUUUCUUCAGCGUCUUCUGUGGAAGAUGACCAAUUCUUUAAAUUUUUAUUAAAAGAUCAAGACCACGUAGAAACAACUGACACUACUGACAAUACUAUCGGCAUGGAGGUUUUAUCUUAUUUGUCAGACAAGCAAAAAGAUAUCGAAUCACUAGCACGUUUUCCUCAUAUAAAACAUUUGUUUUUAAAGUACAACACAAUUAUACCGUCAUCAGCACCGGUUGAGCGAUUAUUUAGCACUGGUGGUCAAAUUUUAGUGCCACGUCGAAAUCGUUUGAGUGAUGAUAUCUUUGAGGCAUUUUUGGUGUGUAAGACUAAUGUAUAAAGUCACAACUAAUAAUGUAAACAAAAAAAUAUUAAAAAAUAAAAAUUAUUCAGUAUA